Phycomyces blakesleeanus NRRL 1555(-) is the source of this 1221-nucleotide messenger RNA. RefSeq lists its product as hypothetical. Gene Ontology annotation, cellular component: nucleus. The annotation marks the transcript as partial. The record is from RefSeq and is a predicted model, not a curated record. Gene Ontology annotation, biological process: error-prone translesion synthesis. Gene Ontology annotation, molecular function: DNA-directed DNA polymerase activity; damaged DNA binding. The transcript is spliced from 7 exons. NCBI's taxonomy places the organism in Eukaryota, Fungi, Mucoromycota, Mucoromycetes, Mucorales, Phycomycetaceae.
GCUGGUCUUGCAAAUAUUGACAAGGAGAAAGUGAAUGCGAUCAUUUAUGAGGCAUCCAAAGGAUCUGCAUAUUUUGAAAAUGAGCGUAGAAAAGACAAAACUGUGACGAAGCGUAUCGAGACCAUGUUAAUAGAAGCAAGCAAAGUACGAGAAAUGGAUCUCUCGAUGGAAACACGUAUAGUUGAUGGAAUGAUAAGAGAAUUUGAAGAAAGCAGGGACUUGUCUCAAACCAUAUGCCAUGUGGAUAUGGAUGCUUUUUAUGCCUCAGUAGAAGAGCUCGAUGCUCCUGAGUGGAAGAACAAACCAAUGGCAGUUGGAUCUAAUGCCAUGUUGUCUACAAGCAACUAUAUAGCUAGAACUUUUGGUGUUCGUAGUGCAAUGCCAGGGUUUAUUGCUCUAAAGCUUUGUCCUGAUCUAUGCAUCCUUCCCCACAAUUUCAAAAAGUAUCAGGCUGCUUCUGACAAAGUGCGUGCUGUGUUUGCUAAAUAUGAUCCUGACUUUUCUCCGAUGAGCUUGGAUGAGGCAAGCAUUAUCUUUCUUCUUUUCGGUUAUAUUACUAAGAAUAUUAUGUAUAAACAGCGUUUGGAAACAAAUUCAAUGACUGCAUCAGAAUUAGUGCAGACAAUCCGAGAAGAGAUAUUUCAGUCAACUCAGUUGACAGCUAGUGCCGGUAUUGGACCCAACAAAUUGCUUGCCAAGAUCUGUAGUGAUUUUCAAAAGCCAAAUGGUCAAUUCGAAGUUUCUAACGAUCGAGAAGCUGUACAAAAGUUUAUGGCUGCUUUACCGAUCCGAAAGAUUUUUGGUGUUGGAAGAGUAACAGAGCGCGUAUUGGAUUCUUUGGGGGUCAAGAUGUGUAGCGACAUUUAUGCUCAUCGCGCCCUUUUAUACAAGCUAUUAAGUCCUAUAAGUUUCAAGUUUAUGCUACGGUCAUAUCUUGGUCUUGGAUCUACAGUCGUAAAAGCGGAAACUACCCGGAAGAGUAUCAGCGUAGAGAGAACUUUUGACGCAUUAUCUGCUGUUGGUGAUCUCAUUCUCAAAGUUGAAGAACUAGCAGUGCUUUUAGCUAAGGACCUUGCUGAUGCUGGUAUCAAGGGAAAAACGAUUGGUAUCAAACUCAAACUGUCCUCAUUUGAGCUACGUGUAAGGUCCAAAACAAUGCCUUUUUAUAUUUCGAGUGCUGAAGAUAUUGCACGAAUAGCGGGAGAGGUAGGCUUAUGCUAG